Molecule: messenger RNA, 2286 nt
Organism: Acaromyces ingoldii
Lineage: Eukaryota; Fungi; Basidiomycota; Exobasidiomycetes; Exobasidiales; Cryptobasidiaceae
Exons: 6
Coding region: 1-2286 (761 amino acids)
Biological process (GO): protein N-linked glycosylation
Cellular component (GO): endoplasmic reticulum membrane
Molecular function (GO): alpha-1,2-mannosyltransferase activity
Source: RefSeq, a predicted model, not a curated record
AUGCACACUGGCAGAUCUCUGCACCCUGGCUUGCUCAAGGACUACACGAGGGUCCAGCAAAGAGCGCCAUGGACACCCAGUCUGGGCACCAGCUUUCGGAUGCUCUUGCUGGUCCGUGUCAUGUCGGCAAUGUACUCGGGUAUUCCGGACUGUGAUGAGACCUUCAACUACUGGGAGCCUCUCCACCUCCUUAGCCACCCACCUCGCCCACUCGGUUCAUCUCAGAGCGCAUUUGAGACAUGGGAGUACUCCCCAGCCUUUGCAAUCCGCUCCUGGCUCUACCUUUUGCAAUAUUUGCCCGUCGCACGCUAUUUUGUCGGUCUCUUCCACGCGGACAAGCGCUCUGCAUUCUUCGCCGUUCGAAUGACACUCGCAUUCACCUCGUCCUUCUGCGAGGCGUCUUUGGUUCGCUCAGUCGCCCAAGUCGUCAAUCCUAGGGUGGCAAGGUAUAUGCUUGCCUUGCUGCUGUGCUCCGCCGGCAUGUACGAGGCUUCAACAGCUCUUCUACCCUCAACAUUUGUGAUGUACACGUCUACUUUGGCCCUCUCUUUCGCUUUCUACCCAUCGAGGUCAGCAAAAGAGCGUUUUCCUUCCAACGUCAACCUCCCAUCGACACCUCCGUACCGACUUCUGGGUGCAGUAGGGGCCUUUGCGCUCGGCACACUGUGGGGUUGGCCAUUUGCGCUCUUCUUAUCGGUGCCGUUUGUCUUCGAGGAAAUCUUUCUGGCGAGCGGCCUCUUGGUCUCGACUUCGAGGUUGACAAAUCUGUGGAUCGCAAGGACUAUCAGUGGAGUCAAGGUCGCCUCCGUCGCAGCUCUGUCUGCCGUGCCACUCAUCCUUAUAGACACGCUCGCGUACGGAAGGCCGGUCCUUGUCCCCGUCAAUAUCGUGGUCUACAACAUCCUUUCGGCCAGGAGGGGAGCAGGUCCAGAUCUUUACGGCGUCGAACCAUGGUAUUUUUACCUGCUCAACCUCACAUUGAACUUCGGACCAAUUCUGCUGCUGUCCAUCUUGAGCAUUCCUGCCCUUGGUCUCACCCUCAUCGUCGAUCGAAGACGCCUGCAGCCCCUCGAAUCAACGUCCAAAACCAUACAAAAGGGACACCCCGAUGGCCUUCAAGGUUCUUCGGAAGCGCUACUCCUGACCCUUCGGUUGUUGCCUCAGUAUUUGUGGAUGGGACUCUUGACGUCUCAGGCGCACAAAGAGGAGCGCUUCAUGUUCCCAGCGUAUCCUUUGCUUUGCUUCAACGCCGCAGUGUCAAUCUACCUUUUCAGAAGCUGUCUGGAACGGGUCUACACCAGGUGUACAAAGUCAACCUACAAAGCAUCUCGCACAAAGCUCUUCUCGCUGUGCACAGCGGCGAUAGUAUGUGUCUGCGCGCUCAUCAACGUCUCGAGGAUUCUCCAUGUCGCCCACUCGUACCAUGCACCCAUGACUCUCCUCGAUUUCUUCUCGCGCCAUGAGCUGCCUCGUGUUGUCGCACAACGCUUUCCGGGAGAGCAAACGCCUAUCGUGCGCCAGCGGAUAUCAGCGGGGCUUGAGCCUGUGCGGACGAGGGAGGAGAAAUUGGCGCAGGGCGCAAGGAUUCUCUAUAGCUCGUCUGGUGUAGAGGCCGAGGAACCAAGUGUGGAUCUCUCGCCGCUCAAGACCAACACUGGCAGCGCUGAACAAGGGGAGUCCAUCAGGCUCUGUUACGGAAAGGAAUGGUACCGCUUUCCGACGCACUACCUCGUUCCCGAUGGCGUCCGUGUGGACUUUAUCAAGUCAGAAUUCAACGGUCAACUUCCCAAGCACUUUGCGUCUGGUUCUACUGCCGAAGGUGCGACCGUCUCUCAACUCGGCUUGCUCGAUGAUGUGUUGGGCUGGGCUUGGCCCUGGAAAGGGAUUACGAGGGCCGUUCCAUCAGGAUUCAAUGACAUGAACCUUGAAGAGCCUGAUCGCUACGUUCACGUCGACACAUGCGACUACAUCGUCGAUCUCGAUCAUCCCCAUCGCUAUGCACAUCCUUCUGCGGAGCCUCCUCCGACAUACGAGCCCCGGUACGCCGUCAAUGCUGAUCAGUGGGACCGUGUCCUCUGCCUCGACUUCCUAGAUGCUGGCUCAAGUCAUGCUCCUCCCUCAUCACUGAUCUCGGACAAGAUCUGGGCGACGGUAGAACGGGCCUAUUGGCUACCCAAGUGGCUCCGGAAGGGUACGAAUCGAUACGGUGACUAUUGUCUUUUGAGGACGACUAGAAACGACAGCUUUGUUGCCCCCAAUCAAGAUCCUUUAAUAGCCGUCUCUUGA